AUGGGUUCCUUAAUAGCAGUGACCUUCACCUUCACCCUCUUGACAUUGGCCAUGGCCAAAACAGGUAAAAUUGCCGUAUACUGGGGCCAGGACAAAGGCGAUGGUACCUUGUCUUCAACAUGUGAAUCUGGAAACUAUGAGAUUCUCCUCCUAGGCUUCCUCAACACCUUUGGUUGUGGCAGAACCCCAUCUCUGGACUUGGAUGCCCACUGUGGUGAUCACACCAGUGUUCCAUGCACCAGAUUAGGCACCCAAAUACAAAGCUGUCAGAAAAAAGGUGUCAGAGUGUUUCUUGCCCUCGGUGGCCCAAGUGGUUCCUACUCCCUUUGCUCAUCAGGGGAUGCAAAAGUGAUCUCCAAUUACCUCUAUGGAAACUUCCUCAGUGGCCAAUCUGGUCCACUAGGAAGUGUGACCUUAAAUGGCAUUCAUUUCCACAUUCAAACCAGUGGUUCAUUCCUUCACUGGGAACACCUUGUCCAGGAAUUAUACAUCAUCAGAGAAAGAGGAAACACCAGCAACCACAAUUUCUUUCACUUGUCUGCAUCCCCACAGUGUUUUAUUCCAGACCCUUACCUAGACAAAGCUAUCAAAACUGGGAACUUCGACUACAUUUUUGUUCAUUUCUACAAUAACCCUACAUGUCAGUAUUAUUCUUCAGGCGAUUCUUCGUGGCUUCUUGACUCUUGGAAUGCUUGGAACUUCUAUGUUUCAGCUGAUACUUGGCUGUUCUUGGGACUAGCUGCAGCACCUGACGCAGCUCCAAAUGGUGGUUAUAUACCACCCCAGAUUCUUGUCAGAGAUGUGCUUCCCUACAUGCACCAAGCUUCCUCUUAUGGAGGGGUUGUACUGUGGGACAGGUCCCGUGAUGUUCAAACUCGUUACAGCAACCUCAUCAAGCCUCAAGUUUUACAUCUAACAAAGACGUUGUCUUCUGUUACAGCAACCUCACCAAGCCUAUGUUCGUUGUAG
Sphenostylis stenocarpa is the source of this 969-nucleotide messenger RNA. The record is from the annotation of a GenBank genome assembly. NCBI's taxonomy places the organism in Eukaryota, Viridiplantae, Streptophyta, Magnoliopsida, Fabales, Fabaceae.